Eupeodes corollae is the source of this 12041-nucleotide messenger RNA. RefSeq lists its product as uncharacterized. NCBI's taxonomy places the organism in Eukaryota, Metazoa, Arthropoda, Insecta, Diptera, Syrphidae. The record is from RefSeq and is a predicted model, not a curated record. The transcript has 6 exons. Bases 470 to 11833 code for a protein of 3787 amino acids. Gene Ontology annotation, molecular function: RNA polymerase II cis-regulatory region sequence-specific DNA binding; DNA-binding transcription factor activity, RNA polymerase II-specific.
UUUAAUUGAUUUUCGGUGAAAACAGAAUUCGCUUCACCAAUUAAAUACACACAUAAUUAUAACCGUUGCGUUUUUAUUCGGUGAACUCGCGAAAAUGAUUGCAACAAUCGUAUAUUCAUUCGGAGAAAUAAAAUAUUUUCUGCUAGAAAAUCCUACGCGAACCAUAAAGAAAAUGAUUUAAUAUACUUGGCUGUAAUAAAAUACUUGUGUUGAAAUAGUUGUCUUGCUUGGAAUAAACUAAAUAUUGACACGGUAGUAAAUGUGAAGCUGAAAAAUGUAUGAGGACAAAACGAAAGUCGUUGAAGAAGAUUCGCUUUUCAGGCUCCCUGAUAUUAAGAUUUCUACACCGAAAUAAUUGUCUGUGUUUUUGCUCAUAUUCGGUUCGUUUGUUGUGAAUCGAAUUCGAAACCGAUAGUCCCCUAAUGAUUGUAUUUUUUCAUCAUAGCCAGAAACAUACAACACUAUUAUUAUGGAAGACUUAGAUUACGAUAGUAAGUUUAGAGAGAUGCAAAAAUACAUUCCAUUUUUGGAUCGGGUCAUUGAAAAACUAAAAAAUAGUGACCAAGAUAGGCCACGUAAGGCUCAAUUAGAAAAAAUGCAAACAUUGCAUAGUCUACUCAAUAAUAAAGAAAAAAAGCUAAGAAUUGAAACUUUACUAAAGUGUGAAACGGUUUUAAAGAAACUACACGCUAAAAUUGAUAAGUCUGAUGAUGUCAUCCCGUCAAAGGCGCCUAGCAAUUCGACGACCAAUAGCAUAUCUUCCAAUGCAGCAAAAAAAGUACACACAACUUCAUCUGCAUCCUCUCCUUCUCCAAGUACGAAAAACAAAUUUGUGCCAAAUCACAAUUUAAUUGAAAUAUACACCUGCCCUGCUAGUCCUACACAUUUUGGUGAAGUGGAUUUUCGUCCACCAGUAGAAAUUCCUACCGAACGCCGAUCGUCUCCAGUGAAGGUAGUUUCCAAUAAUCUUUGGAACCAACAAAAAAGUUUGGAAGACACAAUUGAUGCACAACCAAAGCGAACGGGAAUGAUUAGCAGUAGUGCAAGAUUUCCGAAUCGUUCCUCAGAUUCCUAUAACCAGAGUACCACAAACAGCCAUCAAAAAUUCAGUGAUGCACCAAAAAGCAGCCGCUGGUCGGAUCCGAGGGAUCGAAUAAGAGAUAAAUCACCUUCGUCGUCAUCUUCGUCGUCUCCUUUUCACAGACCUGCCUGGUCUUCAACAUCAACUGGUUUCUCGUCGGCAAAUAAAAAUCACCGAUCGCAAGCCCCAAAGAAAAAUGAAUCAAAGUAUAGUUCAGAGGAGGAGAAUUGGGAUGAACCGGGAGACGGGGAGACCAUACCAAAACCCAAGCCAGAUCCAAAACCAACGUCUUCCUCGACGUUAACAUCAUCAUUAUACAGCUCGUAUAAAGACUCCAAAAACGCUCACCAUCAUCGCCAUCAUGAUAAUAAAAGUUACAAGUCCCAGGUCGAGCAUGCACCUCCUGCACCUGUUUUUCCACUUUUGCCAGACGUAAAUAACAGCAAAGAAUAUUUUCAAAACAAAAUAUAUCACGAUACCAUCUAUAAUUAUAAGAAAUCGGAUGAGUAUAACAGUUUCAUGAAUCCUCCGGCACCAGAACCGCGCACCCAAAAACAUUCAUUGAACAACAUAUUCAAUCGUCUAGGCGAUAAAAUGGGUGAUGGCUUCGAGAAUUUCCGAAUUCAAGUAAAAAAUGACAAAAUCAAAUCAAAGUCCCCAUCCAAACAAAGAACACCACCUCCACCGCCACCACCAUUUUUGGUGUCUUCUAAACCUAUAGGCGAUGUUCUUAAAAGUCCUCCUUUAAGUGCAGACGAUAUUGAUGAUUUGCUAAAUGAAUCACUUGAGGCAGCUACAGUAAAGCAAAACAAAGCAAAAUCAUAUGAAUGCAACAAUGAGCAAAAAACACAUUCGUUAGAUGCGGUGAGAAAAAAACUGGCCUUGAUCUCAAGACCGACUUCGCCUGUACGUUUAGAAUCGCCAACAAGGGUAGAAAAUAAAGGUGAUGAACCAUUUUACAGGCGGGGUCAAACCCCAACAAAAAAACAUGGAGCUACUCAACAAAAGAAAGAACUUAUCAACCCUCCACUACCACCAGCAAUCAAAAACCCGCCCUUGCCUUCUCCAAAGUCACCACCAAACGAAAUGGACGCGGUUGUUGAACGAUUGGCUUUAAAAUACCACCCACACAAAAGACGAGAAUCUGUGUCGUUGGAAAGAAAUUUUCAAUUACAGACUGAAAAAACAAACACUCCCCCACAACAACUGAUGGAUUCUAUGGAUGCAUUAGGUAUUAGACCUAAUCAAUCUUCACUCAAAGAGAGCAUGGUAUCUCCUGUGCAUACUGUGGACCCACGGAUAUCUAAAAAGAAUUUAGGACAAAUCCCAUCCCUUAUGUCGUUACCUGCCUCGCCUGUUCCUAAUGUUCUACCCACAAUAAAUCACUUUGAUCCUCGAUUGAGGAACACGCUCCCUUUGAAUAAGGAUCACACCACACCGUUUACAAUACCCAAACCAAUAAAUUACCCCAUUCCAAGUUUGUUGGACCUUCAUAUAAAUAUUCCUAUCGUUCCUCCGUCUUCAUUACCAAAUUAUAAUGUCUUAAGUCCAAAAUCAAAGCCAAAACCAACCAGGGUAGACCCCAGAAUCCAAAUACCAUCAAAAACCUACGCCGAUAAAUUUAAUCCUGAACGUAAUGAUAAAACAGAAAGAAUGAAGUACUUAGAAUCGAAGAGAAACAAACCUCCCGAGCCGAAGACCUAUGGAGAGUAUAGGCAGUCAAAGUGUCGACAACAGCAGCAGGAAGGCGAUGGUAAAACUCUUCUUACAACUGAGUCGUUAUCAUCACCAGUUGCACCUUCAAUUCAAUCGAUGGUGCCAUCGACCCUUGAUAAAAUGUACAGAAGUGCGGAUUAUGGAAAAGACAUAGCUGGAAGCAUACAAGGGUUUAAAAUUCCUAAGAAAACUAAACCAGAAGCACCUAAGAUUUCCGAUCCGAAAAAAGAUGAUCCAGUCGAAGCCAAGUUUGAAGACGAACCACAAAAAGAUGCUAAAUCCCAAGAGGAGCUUGGCAAAAAAUCUGAUGAGGAUCAGUUGGGAGCUUUAACAAAACUAGAAGAGCCCCCAAAACCUAAAGAAAAAUCGAUUGGAAAACCUUCAAAACAAAAUGAUAAAAAUGCUAACAAAAUUCAGGAUGUAGAGCCAAAAACAAAAAUAAUACCAGAUACUAAGAAGAAGAAGGUUAAAACUAAGUCUCGAGUUUCAGAAAAUCCACCAGAGGAAGAACCUAAAACACAACCUGAUGAUAUAGAAAAGAAAAAACAAACUUCAGAUAUCCAUUCUCAAAAUUCGGCAAAAACCGAUACUAAAGCGUCAGAAGUUGAGCCAGAUGAAUUUAAAACUAGCUCAUUGGAUGAUUCAAUAACUGAGAGUCGAUUGGUAAUUGAUGAAGGUGAAUCGCCAAUUAAAACAAAUGCAAAGGAUGAGAAAAAUUCGCUAGUUGAUGAUACGGAAAGCUUUUCUGAGCCGAGAAUAAUGCGUACUCGGAGAAACAAAAAUGUCGUUAAAGAAGGUACACCCUCACCCGAGCCUAAACCUCAAGAAAAUCCAAAAAAAGAAGCUAAUGAUGUCGAAGAAGAACUAAAGGAGAUCGAAAAAAAGGAAAUAAAACCACGUCGAAUAAGCACGCGGCGUUCAACAAUAAUUAUGAAGGAACUUGCUGAAAAAAUCGAAACCAAAAAGGAGGAAACCCCCUCUGAAACCGAGGAACGUCCUAGGUCAGCUUCGGACAUUUUUUCACCCACAACAGACAACUCCGUGGUUUCAACUCAAAAUAUUAUCAGUGGCAAAAGAAGGACGAGGGCUUCGAUAAAUUUCAACGAAAAAGGUAUUAAAAAAACGUCAACACCCAAAGCAACAACAUCAAUUCCUAGUGCUUCUCCAACAACCCAAACAACUCCAAAAACACGGGCUACUAAAGCAACAGAAGCAAAGCAAUCAGCUGCAGCAAGAAAGAGAAAUUCGAUUUCAGUCGAGCAACGAAAAGAUGACGAGGAGAAGAAAAAUUCAGAAGAUGGACAGAUAUGCGCAGUAAGCAGCACGACCGAAGGGCCUCACACAGAGCCUGCAAUUAUAAGUGACACCAUUACAUCCCCAGAAGAACCUAGCAGCUCAAAUACUACUGAUCAAACUACAACACCACCAGCAAUUGUCGAUGCUGACAACAAAAAAAAACACGACUUUUUAGAGGGAUUCCUCAUGAGUAUGGCUGAUCCCACUGCAAACAAAGAUCGCAUCUUAGACAUGUUAAAGUCUGUGCUCGAUGAAACAAAACUGCAGCAAGUCAAGGAUAUAUUAUACAGCCCUGUAAAGAGCGAAGAGAAGAAUACAUCUGGUGAGAAAGACGAAGAAGAAGAAGAGGAACACCAAGAGCAGAGCAAACCUCGAGCAACAAGAACGAAAAAGAAUGAACUGGAUCGCCUCAAUGAAGACAUACGAGAUAUGUUUAUAUGUCAGGGCGUUGUUACUGCCACAGGUAGACGGAUGUGUACUAUUGCCAAAGCUACAACAAAGAAGACAUCUGUUCAGCCUAAAAAGAAAAAAGUCGUCCCUUCAAAAUCAAAUAAGUCACAAAUCACAAGCCCCCAGCCAGCAUCUCAAGCAACUAAGCGCCCCAUGCGUAAGGCUAAAGUAAUAAUAAGUCCAUUGAAUAUCAGAGCGUUAAGAAGUCGAAACCUGAAACAAAAUCGUUCGCCAAAAAUGCCCGUACUCGAACCGAAUACUCCCAUUAAGGACGACAAAAGCCAAGAAAGCGAUAAAGAAAUUGAAGAAACUUCUCCAAAAAAGAAAACGACUAAAAAUAAAACAGUUGUCGCUAAAGUAUUAAACAAAAAUUUAAAGACUAAACCUGGUCCGAAGUCCAAACGCGUCCCAUCUGACAACUCGGAUUCUUCAGACGAUGAUAUUGAGUUGGUCUUUCUGAAGGACAAGAUUAAACGUAUGGAUGGCAGUAAAAAUGAAGAAGAGAAAAAUAAGGAGCUUAAGACUGAGAAAACUGUAGCGAAAACACCAGAAAAGGAAGAAAUACAAAUUGAUAGCACUAAAAAAGAACCUAAAACUGAUAUUAAAAAUAACCUGGAAACCGAAGUUUCAAAUGAGAGCACUGUAGCUGCUGUUAUUGUUGUAGCAAGUGAAGAUAAGCCAAAAGAAGAAGAAACUUUGCCCAAAAACACUAACCCAGAGUUUCAUACAAAAUCUGAAUAUUCGAAUUGUUGUGUCAUUUGCAAAGAGAAAAAUCGUUACAUAGCCCCGCAUUAUCGCAUCGCCCACAAUGACUCUGAAGUGUACACAUCACGACUACCACCAGAUGUAUUGGAAGACGUCAAGCUUAAUAUAAAUAACAGUGCACUUUUUUCAUUGCCCAAAAAACCCCAGGCAGUUUUUAACUAUACUUGCCCGUUUUGUGACUUUCAAUCAACACAUACACUGCGAGGAUGGAUGGAGCACUUUACCAUUCACACUGGAGAGUAUGGACACAAGUGUUCGAAAUGCUUUAAGGCAAUGAACGGCAGCACCCACAUGAUGGAGCACAUUAAAAAGUUUUGUCCAGAUGCAAAGAAGAUUAAUAGAGAUCCAAUAAAUUUGCGGGGCAAUGGGAUAUUUGGUUAUGUCUGUCACUUGUGUAACUUCACUCAGAUGUUGCGAGGAGGUGUAGUCCAGCAUUUGAAAGUUCACCAUGAUCUAGAUGAUGCCGAAUCAAUAAAGAAGAUUAUAGAAGUCAAAUUAAUCGACACGGCUUCUUGUGCGAAAAAAGAACUAACUGACGUUUCUUCUACUUCUUUAACUGAUACAACCACUUUAGAUAGCUCUACUGUGGUGGAAAAUAAGCCAAGUGAUUCUAACAUGACUGUGACUGUUUCAAAUAAGGAACCCGUCGAAGAAGAUGAUGUCAUAGUGUUGUCAGGUUCGAGUACAAAUACAAAUUCAGAGGAGUCCGUUGACAAGAAGAAAACAGACGACGAUGAGGAAGAUAAAUCCAGAAAAGAAAAAGAAUCAAGCAUGUCCACCGAUUCAAAUAUGGAAGUAUUUGUUCCCUCGGAUCUGGAUCCCCCAGUUAUUGUAGACCUAACCGAGCAAUCGCAAGUUAUAACAGACGAGUCGGAAUCGGGUAUCAAAAGUGUUUCCACUCUCACAUUUAAGCCAACUGCAUCAGAAAAUAAGAAUAAAGCCAAACAAAGGAAUAUCGAAGUAAAUAUCGAAGUAUUUAUUCCUCGUGAAAGGUUAGCAUCUCCAACUUCUAUGACUUUAAGUGAGCGAUGGAAAUCAAUGGAAAUGGAAAAAGACGAUGAAAUCGCAUCUGAUUCAGUUGUUAGUAAAACUAAGCCAGCAGCCAAGAAAAUGACGAUUGCCGAAAAAUUAAGCCAAAGGUUCAAAAAUAUUGAAAAACAGAAUAGUGCAGAAGGGAAAGGGGAUGUAAUAACAGACAAGAAUAUUAAUCAAACAAUAGAGAAAGAAAGUAAUGAAGUUUCCUGUUCUAUUGCAUCGACUCAUCCUGAAGAAGAAAUGCGAGUAACUCCUUCGACGAGUGAAAAAGAAGCAACUCCAUUGGAGGCAUCUAAUUCACCAGCGCCAUCGCAGCCUUUAUAUGAAUCUGGUAAUUUGAUCAUGGAUGAACAAGUGGCAAAACAAUCUUCAAAUAGAGGAGAUGAUUAUUGUUCAGAAAGCGAUGAUUGCAAUGAGAUUGAAGAAGACGAUAACGAAAAUUGGGAAGACAUUGAAAUAACAGAAACUACAAAGAGUGCAUCGCAGAAGGAAAAAAAUAAAAACAAAUCCAUUUUCCAAACUCUAAGUCGGCUCUAUGCAUCGAUAGCACCUAAAAGAACUUCAAAAAAGAUGAAAGAGAAAGAAAAAGAGAAAAAGAAGGUGGCAAAUGAAGCCUUGGAGAGAUCGGAAAAAAAUACAGAAAAAACAGCAAUUCCAAAAACAAAUUCAAUUAAAGCCUUGGCCAAUGAAAGUGUCGGAGAUUCCCUUCUUCUGCCUGCAUCAUCAAAGCCAACACAGCCGCCAAUACAAUCAGAACCACAAGCACGAUUCCCAAACUUGUCGGAAUUUCUUCCAGAUUCACCUGGUGAUUCAUUGGAUAUGCUUUUGUCGGCGAAUUUUAACUGCCUGGAAGGAGACGGCAGCAGCUUUCCUCAACUAGAUUUGAAUGAUUUGGACUCGUCGAUAUUUCCCCUACCCGAAGAGCAAGAAAAUAUUCAAGAUGCCAUUGAAAUGGCCACUGACAUGGAACAUAACAAAUAUGACGUUCUGGGCAAUCCGAUUUCAUUGAGCUCAAAGACUCAACAACAACAAAUUUCAUUUUUACCUCCAACAACAACGAGUAUACAUAGAAUUGGAAACUUUGGCUUUUCUCUCAAUGGGAAUUCGUUGAAGUAUUAUUGCAUGGUAAAGUCGUGUGCAUUUCUUUUCUCCGAUCAUCCCGACGGACUCCAGAAUCACUUUCUGCUCGAACAUACCACACUCAAAUGGAACGGCUACUGUGAUACGUGCAAAAUGCAAGUUGGUUUCGGUGAUCAUUGCCGUGAAAUGCAGCACAUGUUGGAUGUACAUUCAAGAAUAAGAACUGAAGAUUCUGGAGAUAAGCCAAGAAUUAAAUUUCGCAGACUUACAGGGGAUAUUCUUUCCACUGACAAACAGAAUGAAGCUCCGUUUUCACCAUUUAAAAAUGUGUCGUCCAAUGUCUCACCCUUCCACGACGAGUCACCUCAGUUUGAUGCAUCACCAAGCAUGAUUUCAUCUCAACAAGGUGUGACCCAAAAUGCAACAUCCCACAAUAUAUUACCAGCUCAAACUCCCGAAUUGAGUUUAUCAUCGAUGUUGCAGAGUGAGCCAAGAGCGAUGAUACCUCCAAAAGCCCCACCACAGCUCGAUAUGGAUAUACCAUUGUUCAAAAAUGUAAGCAAGGAAUUCACUAUCACUAACGUAGCCGAAGGAGUGACUGAUAGCGAUCUAUUGAAUUUGGUGUUUAAGCAAGCAGACUCAGCUCCAGGAGGAAUUCAAAUAAGUCAGGUGAUAAGUCUUAAUGCUGGCGGAAAAUCUGUGUCGCCUUUAACCUUGCCGCAAAUAUCCGACCGCAAUGAACGACGAAACUCUCCUGCGUUCAAAGAAAUAAGAGAAACAGAAAAGCAGUCACCGAGAGCGUCUCCGAAUUCCAUUCCAAUGAACUCAACCACGAUGAUACAUCGGAACUCUCCAUUGUUGAAAAAUCCAGUUGUAAAACAAGCAUCCUUUGUGUGUUGUGUAAAUAAAUGCAACUUUACCGCCAAUAUGCGAACGGCGAUGAAUGAACAUAUUUUGUCUCACCUUCGAUACGACAACAAUCGAGAUGCCCUCAGGUGUAAUCUCUGCAGUUUCAUCGGACAAGACACAAACCACUAUUUCAAUCACAUGACACAGGUGCAUUUAAGACGCGAUGUAGUUGCUACAUCAUGUGCGUCGACAGUUGAGUUGACACAAAAAAUUCAAGACAUUCUUCGGACCACUUCAAAAACGAACCAACCAAAUGAGUCAUUGCCACCGGCAGCGGCGUCAGUGUCUGUAAGGGAAAUGGAAAAGGAUCCGGCAAAGGCUACAGUGCCUGUGAGGGCACCCGUACCAUUAAAAGUUCCGGUACGGUUGGAAGAAAAAACCACAACCAGCGAUAAUAGUUUGCCAUUCUCAAAGAGACUUAGAAAAACCGCAGAGGAAAUUGUAGCCCCUACUGGUUUACCAGAAGAACUGAUCUGGAGAUGCAUUUUCUAUCCCGAUUGCAAAUGUACGACCACAGAGAAAGAUUUCCAAACACAUCUGUCAACCCAUACGAGUAUUGUGCCGACAUCCUUUCCAUGUGUGUCUCCCGGUAGCUCCUUGCAUUGUCCACAUUGUCCAGUUAAUUACUAUCGCGCAGCUGUGCUGAAAGCCCACAUGAAAACCCAUGCCCGCCAUCAAUAUUUUUGCAAUGCAUGCAGCUGUAUGACAUUCAGUAGUUUCCAACAAGUUCAAAAGCAUUUUACCGAAACCCAUUCGCUAUCCGGUGUUCCACGGACACGAAGUUUGAUUCCAGACGAAAAAUCAAAUAAUCCUGUAUUAUUACUAGCCAGCGAAACGGAGCUCUCUUCUAACGAAUUGAUUCAGUUUGGGGAAAAGCUUAUGGGCGAUUGGGAACGCAGAAAAGCCUUGAACAAAACACACUUCAAGCCGAACGAGCAAAAUCUUUUGCCAAUUCAGCCGAUUUUCAACAAUCAAGUUUACUGCUCGGUUUGCAACUACAAGACCAAGGUGAGGACCAAUAUGUUCCGACACUUGCAGUUGCACAAUCAGGACGUUGAUGUGGGAAGUGUAGAUCCAGUCAAUCCGGUUCCUUGCCUUGAGAAGAACGAAAAGCACUUCGACAAAAUGCUCAAUCUGGCUUGUAGUUCGAACACUCUCGGCAGUGCUGUGAAGCCUAAAGAAAGUGUUAAAAUUCCAGCAUUUGUGCCCGAUAUGAGAAGAUAUGUUUGUGGCCACCCCGGUUGUAAAUACCUUACAAUCACCGAUCAAAUGUUUCGCUCACAUCUCAACGCCCUCCAUGGCCAAGAAAAGGGUUACCUGUGUCCACAUUGUCAAGAGGAAAUCUGCAAGAAGAACAUGUGCGCUGAACGAGUCGUACAGCAUCUCAAGUUUCACGGCAACAAAAUAUACCAGUGCAGCGAGUGCGAUUAUUUUCACUACACUAAGCAUGUGGUCGAACGGCACGUCAAUGAGAAACAUUCUAGUGUAUCUCUUGUCAAUCUGAUAACCUUUGACCGUAGUGAGAAUGAAACCAAGAAGUCUACUCAGCCAAUUGCGGGGAAGAAUGUCUCCUCAAGUCAUUCUACAUCCAUCGAAUGUGAUACUCCUGCUGAAUCUCCAGCAACAACGAGCACACCUCCGAACACUAAAAUGAAAUGGGAAUGCGCACUGUGCAAACAUCAGACAGCCACUUGGAACCAGAUGAUUUCGCAUGCAAAUUCAAUGCACAGUGCGAAACAUCAAUACCACUGCGUCCAUUGUUCAUUUGGUUCGGCGCAUUUGGCUCAUAUUAUGGACCAUAUCGACAACAAGCACCCUUCGAAAAUUCGCGAAGCAAAGUACGUAUUUUAUAAGAUCAAUGAGACUCCCCAAGAUAAAGCAGCUGAUACUCGGCCAUUAUGGUCGCGAAACGAUCCUAAACGAGUACGAAGUAUACGAGGAAUUCUCAUGGAGAACGAAGAAGAUGCCGAGCGAACCAAGAAGAGCCUAAGUCGGGCAGGAGUAGAUUUAGAUGAUGAAGAUGAAGAAGUAAUUGCUCCAGUAUCUGAUUCGGAUGCCUCCGUGAUCCCUGGUGGAUUAGCCUGCUUCCAUUGUAACUAUACAAGUUUGGAAAUUAGUUCCCUGAAUCAGCAUUGGAAGUCAGUUCAUUGGCAUGAAAAGAACAGUGAAAUGGUACCCAGAUUACCAUUUUUCUUCCGUAUUCAUACUGUCCUAAAAUGUCCCCUUUGUCCACAUGUAGGCGAUCAAAUCACCCUGAAGAUUCAUUUGAUCAAUGUUCACGGGCAGCGUAAUUUCUGCGCCGCAGAUCCAAAUGUACCUAAUACAUGCGGCCAUUGCCCCUUUGUGUACCCAACGAAAAGACUUGACGUGCUGACUAAUCAUUACCUGCGCGAACAUAAGCCAACGGAUGCUAAAAACCUCUCAUCGGGUUUGCUAAGAAACUUAUUGGCGUUGGGCGAGUGUCAGGUCUACAUGCAGUGCUAUUUCUGUGCCGAGAUCUGUGCCGAUAAGACCUCCAUCAUUGAACAUGAAAGAGAACGUCAUAAGAAUUCUAACUUGCGAUACAAGCAAAUCAAGGAUGAAGUAAUCUACCGAUGCGGAAUGUGCCAAUACUCGUCGACUAAUGAACUGGCAACUCUGAGACACAUGAUUGAUCACUUUGCAGGUUUUAAUGUUUGCCAUUUCUGCAAGUCUGUCCAAAGCAGCUUCAAUUCGUACAUGCAACAUUGCUAUACCUUCCAUAUUAAAUCUCUGACCAGCUUUAAGGAGAUAUAUAGCUUUGAAAAAAUUGCUACGUUUUUGGGUCAGAUGUUGCUGAUAUUUCCAAAUGGUCUAAUUGCGGCCAAAGCCAAUCUUCUCAAUACGCAAUAUGGGAAUACGGAGCGAGUCCGGGCGAUGUACGACGAAAUCUGCAAAAAGGCCCUCGAACCACCAAUUCCACCCCUUUGCAUGGGCCGAUUGCUGGCCAAGAAAUCAAUGGAAGCUUCAACUCUACUGCCUCCCCCGCCAGUGACAGUCACUGCAAAGCGAAUCGCCAAAAGAAGAAGUACCGUUGCUAUGGGUGGAUGUGAAGAGAGAGGAAUGUUUAGUAACUUUUUGGUACCAUCCGAACCGCAGAAGAUCAAGAAGAGAAAAUCAUCGAUAUGUGGAGAUUUCCAACAACCAACUGCACCCCUUUUCAGUACAAUCACUACAAAUUCAAAUAAUAACAUCGACCAUCCGGCAGGACCUGGUGAUGUUGUUGUUUCGAAAACUAGUGAACCCCAAGGAUUCUCAUUUUACGGACAGAAACCCGAUCCAAUUGAUCUAUCAAGAAUCUAUACACACAUCGCAAUUGGAGACAAAUACGCUCCGGUCUCGGUGAAAAAGUUUUCACUUCUUUUUAAAAUUAACACCAAAGUUGUAGUGGAAGCAAUGGACUUCCGAAACUACCAUAAUAAUAAAAGGCCAGCGUCCUUUAGUAGGCCUUGUCCUGCGAGUAAAAAGAAAAAGUUUGUGUAAAGUGAGAAAGUUAUGUAAUUUGUACUUAAAGUUGGUUUGUAGUUUAGAGACUCAGUUGGAUAGUUGGGUCUGUUUUUUUUUUAAAUCAUAUAUUCCUACUGUUUCUUCGAUUUAUUAUUUUUUAAUUAUUAUUAGUUGUUAAUGAAUUAUGAACCAAAUGUAAAUAAAUAAAAAUACAUUUUCAAACACUUGAAAGUAAAAAAGUAAA